GGUUCGGGCAUAAUUUGGUCAUCCUUUCAACGAAUGUAUUGAUAUCCAUCGGAGGCUAUGCUGGGAAACGUGAUGGAUGGGUGGGGUGCAUAGAACCAUCCACGGGUGUCGUCAUGCGUGAAGUAUUUCAAGAGGAAAUUGGCAUUUAUUCUAGUUCAUGCGCUCUGAAUCAUAAUGAGAUUUUAACAUUUGGGGGCCGAUCUUCCCCCUUAAAACCGAGUAAUAAGCUCUUUAAUUUGAGGUUCAGCCCAAUUCAGAUUGAGGUGAAUCAAGUUCGGGUUCAAGGCCAGUGUCGUCCAUGUGCUCGGUGGAAGCAUGCUAUGGUCAAACUGUCAGAAUCGGUGAUUUUAUGCGGAGGACGGAAUACCAAGGAUGUCUUGAAGGAUGUGUUCAAGUUGGACACGGAAAUGUUCCAGUGGUCUCUAAUUGGGUGUCUACCAUUCGGCUUGUUUUCUCAUUCCAUGGCUGUAACUGCCAAAUCAGAUAUCCUCGUGAGUGGCGGUCUUCUACCCGAUCAAAAGACUCUCAAUGAUCAAUUGAUCCAACUGAAUCUAAAUGGACCUCGAUUACAAGUGACUCGGUGGAGACAUGACUCUCUUUCCGGGCGAUUUGCUCACACAUCCCAUGUUGUGGGCUCGAAAUUGAUCUUGGUGGGUGGAAUUGCCCGGGCAGGAGAGGCUGGAAUUACUUGGAUAGACUUGGAAUCGAAGUUAGUAAGAAAUUUCGAGCUAGCCGUUCCUCGGAAUCGAUUCUUGACCUUUUACAACCACGGAUCAAUUUUUCAACCCAAUAAUGGCAUAAUUUCUGUUUUUGGCGGGGGAGGAAACUGUUUUUCAUUUGGCAUGCAUGUGGCGGAUUCUUUGAUUGAAAUUCAUUUGAACCAGUUAUGUUAAUGAAUAAACCACUCAAUGACGUCAGAACAUUA
Tigriopus californicus is the source of this 925-nucleotide messenger RNA. Its product is annotated as tRNA wybutosine-synthesizing protein 4-like. The record is from RefSeq and is a predicted model, not a curated record. Bases 114 to 893 code for a protein of 259 amino acids. Gene Ontology annotation, biological process: wybutosine biosynthetic process; tRNA methylation. Lineage: Eukaryota; Metazoa; Arthropoda; Copepoda; Harpacticoida; Harpacticidae. Gene Ontology annotation, molecular function: tRNA methyltransferase activity; protein binding. The transcript has a single exon.